AUGACAGCUACGAUACCUACCCACAUAAUUGCCGGUGUCAAGAUUUACAACAAAAGAGAAGUUUACCACCAGAUUUCUACUGUAACUGUCAAUAACACGAGUUCUGUUGUUCUCAAUGGCUUGUAUGUACUCACAGCGGUGUCGCCAGUGGAAGGAGUCUCGGACGGAAGAUCGAAUCUGGCGAGAUACGAAGGUGGCGCGAGGAUGACAAGAGGCUACAAAUUGAGUGGAAACGCUUCAAAGCCUCGAACACUCUUUGAAGUCACCGCUCUCCUCAAGUGGCUCAACGCUUUUAUUGUUUUCACCCUCAUAAUGUCACAUUAAUUUUUGAUCCCCACCCCU
Macrosteles quadrilineatus (aster leafhopper) is the source of this 342-nucleotide messenger RNA. RefSeq lists its product as uncharacterized. The record is from RefSeq and is a predicted model, not a curated record. The transcript is spliced from 3 exons. The coding region runs from base 1 to 324 and encodes 107 amino acids. Lineage: Eukaryota; Metazoa; Arthropoda; Insecta; Hemiptera; Cicadellidae.